Seriola dumerili (greater amberjack) is the source of this 1026-nucleotide messenger RNA. RefSeq names its product GTPase IMAP family member 7-like. NCBI's taxonomy places the organism in Eukaryota, Metazoa, Chordata, Actinopteri, Carangiformes, Carangidae. The transcript has 2 exons. The coding region runs from base 1 to 1026 and encodes 341 amino acids. The record is from RefSeq and is a predicted model, not a curated record. Gene Ontology annotation, molecular function: GTP binding.
AUGGAUGUGCCAGAUACAAAGAGGAUUGUCAUCGUGGGAAAAAGUGGAGCUGGGAAAAGCAGCCUAGCCAACACUAUAUUUGGUGAUCAAGUAUUCCAGACAGAUAAUUCUCCCAAAUCUGGAACAACCAAAUGUAAAGCAGUAACCAAAUCUGUCAAUGGGAGAAGAAUCACUUUGAUCGACACUCCUGGUUUGUUUGACACAAACAAGUCUGAGGAGGAGCUGAAGCCUGAGAUAGUGAGGUGUAUCACAGAGUGCGCUCCUGGGCCUCAUGCUUUUCUCAUUGUGUUUAAAGUGGAUAGAUUCACCGAGCAAGAGCAGGAUGUCAUCAACAGAAUAUCUCAGUAUUUCUCUGAAGCAGUUCUGAAAUAUGCUGUAAUUCUCUUCACUCAUGGCGACCAGCUUGAUGAAGGAAAGAAGAUUGAGGAUUUUGUCAGUCAGAGUGAGGAUCUGAGUGAUCUGGUGAAGAAAUGCGGCAACCGGUGUCACGUCAUUGAUAAUAAAUACUGGAAGAAGACGGAGCAGGAUGAAUACAGGAGCAACAAGUUCCAGGUGGCAGAGCUGCUCAACACAUUUGACAAGAUAGUGAAGGAAAACAAUGGAGGCUGCUAUACCAAUGAAAUGCUGCAAAAAAUUGAGAGAGACAUACAAAAUGAGGAAACGACUAUUAGACAGACAUUCACAAACAUGUCACAGGAAGAGGUCAGAAAUGAAGCCAAAAAAAUAGUGUCAGCAAGCAUUUUAAUCCAGUUGACAGGUAUAGGGAUAGGCAUGUUGUUCGGAGGUUUACUUGGUGUGCCAGCAAUGGUUACAAAGCUUGUGGAACACUUGCAGUCACCAAAAGCAGUAGCAGUAACACUAGCAAAAGAUACAAUGAACAUAGCAGUGAAUGUAGUUAGAGCAGGUUAUACAGGAUAUUGUGCAGUUAAGGAUUCAAAAUCAACAAAGGAGGCGGCAGAGAAGGCCAUUGAGGCCGUCAUGAAAACUAUGGAUAUGCCAAGAAUUCAAGGAAAGGAGCCAACCUAA